Molecule: messenger RNA, 915 nt
Organism: Trichoderma harzianum CBS 226.95
Lineage: Eukaryota; Fungi; Ascomycota; Sordariomycetes; Hypocreales; Hypocreaceae
Exons: 2
Coding region: 285-770 (161 amino acids)
Source: RefSeq, a predicted model, not a curated record
CUGUAACACAAAGGCUCCAGAACCUCGUCGAUACAGCCAGUCGGGUUAUGAAAGCUAGGUCGUGCCGCAUUAGCUCUACAGAAAGAUAAAUGUUAUUGUUUCCUUAGCGUUCCUAAACCAGCCUUAUUUUAGGCAACCAUUUGAGCCAAAGGGAAACAUGUUCUCCCCUUCUCACAUAUAAAAUCAGGCACCGGAAUCUAAAUCUUUUACGAUCAAGUUGCUCGAGGCAGAGCUAUCUACACAAACCACAACGAGAUAUUAGCAUUCUAUUAUUCAAACACGAGAUGGCAGCAAUCGAUACAGGCAGGAUUUAUGUCCUUAAAAACAGCUACACAGCUGCAAACAAGAUACUUGCUAUGACUUCAAAUGGUGAUUCCCUCUCUAUGGUUGACGCUCAUAGCGUUAGUCCUAACGCCCUCUGGUUCCUCACCCCGACAACCAUGAGCAACUGCUAUCGCCUCCAUACAGUCGCCAGGGGCGUGAAGCAGUCGCUCGACGUUAUCAAUGACGGAAUAGAAAACAUCAAUCUCCACAUGACCGACACUGGUAACUACUCGGGUCAGUUUUGGAGAUUCGACAACUGGACUCCAGGCGGCCAGGGAUAUCCAUACCGCCUGAGCAAUACCUUUACGGGACAGGAUAAGCACCUGGAUGUAUACUCGGAUACGUUUGUUGCUCACCUCGCUGGCGGCAAUCAUACUGGGCAGCAUUGGGAGCUUACUCCUACAAGCACUGUUGCGGCAUCCACAGAUGCUCCUACUACGUCCUAAUCACGAGCGCCGCAGUCACUUUAAUACACAUAAGAUCUCAGAAGGGAUUCGAAGGAUGUGCAGAGUCGGACUUGAGUCUUGUGAUAGUUUGGCUUUGGGCACUCCGUGUUCAAUAGCCCAGAUAUUUACCUUUAAAUUGAAGCAC